AGACACCAUAGAGAAGAACAGAGAGAGAUUAGAAAACAUAAAUUUGAAGUUUUUGAAUUCUUAACACAGAAACCAAUACAGGGGAGAAAUAAUGGGGUCUUCUUCUGGGCAAAGCAGUAGCUAUGAUUCCUCCUUCAAGAUCUUGUUGAUUGGGGAUUCUGGUGUGGGCAAAAGUAGUCUUCUAGCCAGCUUCAUUUCCACCUAUGUUAAAGAUCUCCCACCCACCAUUGGUAUGGACAUCAAAAUUAAGUUGCUGACAGUCGGUGACAAGAAACUGAAGUUGACAAUAUGGGAUACAGCCGGACAGGAGCGGUACAGAACAUUGACGAGCUCUUAUUACAGAGAUGCCCAUGGAAUCAUUCUUGUUUAUGACGUGACGCGAAGAGAAACCUUUACAAACUUGUCGGACUUUUGGGCUAAAGAAGUUGACCUCUACUCUACCGAUCAGAACUGUGUCAAGAUGCUUGUUGGAAAUAAAAUUGAUAAAGACUCUGAGAAGGCUGUAAGUAGAGAAGAGGGAAUGGCUUUGGCAAAAGAGCUUGGAUGUUUAUUUCUUGAAAGCAGUGCAAAAACUAGAGAAAAUGUGGAGCGAUGCUUUCAAGAGGUUGCCCUGAAGAUUCUGGAGAGUCAUCCUAGUCUUCUGGAAGAAGGAUCUAGUUCAGAGAAAGGAAAUGAUUCAGAGCAGGAGCCAGCAUCUCAGCCACCUAUCAACGUGACCAUUGAUAUGAGAACAACCACUGGUGGCGGCUGUUGUUGAUGCGAAAAUGAGCCUGAAGUGGCACUGCUGAGUGCUGACAGUACACAUACCAUGUUCCCUUUGAGAUAUUAUGAACAGAUAUAUGUAUAUAUCUUCACCACCUUUUACUCUUGUCAUCGUGGUUUGCCCUAAUAACUUGUACCAUCACUCUGGAAAUACCAGCACCCAUCUUAGCUUGUGCAAAUUGGUUUGCUUUCUGUCUUUUA
Messenger RNA from Tripterygium wilfordii, 963 nucleotides. Its product is annotated as ras-related protein RABC2a-like. The coding region runs from base 92 to 757 and encodes 221 amino acids. Gene Ontology annotation, molecular function: GTP binding; GTPase activity. NCBI's taxonomy places the organism in Eukaryota, Viridiplantae, Streptophyta, Magnoliopsida, Celastrales, Celastraceae. The transcript is spliced from 6 exons. The record is from RefSeq and is a predicted model, not a curated record.